This is a messenger RNA of Photinus pyralis (common eastern firefly), 789 nucleotides long. RefSeq names its product palmitoyl-protein thioesterase 1-like. Gene Ontology annotation, cellular component: lysosome. The record is from RefSeq and is a predicted model, not a curated record. The coding region runs from base 1 to 789 and encodes 262 amino acids. NCBI's taxonomy places the organism in Eukaryota, Metazoa, Arthropoda, Insecta, Coleoptera, Lampyridae. Gene Ontology annotation, molecular function: palmitoyl-(protein) hydrolase activity. Gene Ontology annotation, biological process: protein depalmitoylation; receptor-mediated endocytosis. The transcript is spliced from 4 exons.
AUGGGUGACAACGCCAAUGGACCUGGAAUGAACAGAGUUAAACAAUUAAUUGAAAAUGAAAUACCGGGCACAUAUGUGAAGUCCUUAAUGAUCGGAGGUAACAUUAUUACGGACACAAUCAACGGUUUCCUGAUGCAUCCAACUGAUCAGGUCGAGUACGCCUGCAACUUAAUCCAAUCCGACCCCAACUUAGCGCAAGGCUACUAUGGAAUAGGAUUUUCGCAAGGUUCCCAGUUUAUUCGUGCAUUAGGUCAAAGAUGCUCAACUCCAAAAAUGAAAGGCCUGAUCUCGAUCGGUGGUCAACAGCAGGGCGUUUACGGAAUUCCAUUCUGUAAUCCCGACUUUCUGGAAUUCUGCGGUGCCAUUCGCCCGAUAGUCACGCACUUUGCCUACGAGAGCUUCCAAUUUUUAGUGCAGGCGACCUAUUGGCACGAUGCCCUCAACUCGACUGAUUACGCGCACAGAAACACCUUCAUGGCCGAUAUUAAUAACGAAUUGCGCAUCAACCAAACCUACGUUGAUAAUCUGCAGGCCUUAGAAAAAUUCGUCAUGGUCAAAUUUGAACAGGAUGGAAUGGUGAUACCGAUAGAAUCUCAAUGGUUUGGAUUCUAUAAACCCGGCCAGGGGACCGUAACAGAAUCUCUGCAGGAAUCUAAAGUAUAUACUCGCCUAGGACUAGAUAAGUUAGGAUCUGAAGGUAAACUGCACUUUUUGUCGUGUCCCGGUCUACAUUUACAAUUUACACCUGAAUGGUUUGUCGAACAUAUUAUCAAAGCUCAUUUGAAAUAA